Molecule: messenger RNA, 4351 nt
Organism: Umbelopsis ramanniana AG
Lineage: Eukaryota; Fungi; Mucoromycota; Umbelopsidomycetes; Umbelopsidales; Umbelopsidaceae
Exons: 21
Coding region: 80-4216 (1378 amino acids)
Biological process (GO): protein polyubiquitination; DNA damage response
Cellular component (GO): nucleus
Molecular function (GO): ubiquitin protein ligase activity; ATP-dependent chromatin remodeler activity; ATP binding
Source: RefSeq, a predicted model, not a curated record
CACAGUGCGUUCUUAACAAAGUUUCCAUAAAAGGAAUUCUUGUUAAAAAUUGCUUCUUUUUUUUAUACAGUCUUUCGAAAUGCUGCGCUUCGAAUGUGGCAAAGUUAGUGCACAGAUCUUCGAACGAGCAGCGGAAACUGUCAGCCUCGACCACAGCGACGAGUUCGGAUUUCAAGGCUCGUCACAACCGAAAAGAUCGCACGCCAACAUGCCUCAGAAUAGGGCGAAGAGAAUCAAAUUGGAACCGACGCACGACGAUUACAUUGCAAUCGAUUCAGCAACUUCCAUCGCAAUGAAAGUGGAAUUCAAAUUUGAAUUGGAUCGACCAAUUAAAAAUCAGAGCACAUUGCGUUCCAUUGCUCGAAUGGCUGACUCCCUCGUUGUCAACUUCACUCAUCGCAAGGCAUUGCAAUACAAAUGGGCUAAAAUAUCAGUCCUUUGGUUCAAAGACAUUCUCCUAGAGCAUGAGGUUGCUAUGCCUCGGGCGCUGCAAGAGCAUAAAGAAGCUCGCGCAUUUUGGGCUCUUGCUCAAGGCUGCACUGCGUUUCAAAUAGACAUCUCCAUAGAAGCCCUACAAUAUACAAACUCAGAUAGCAUCACUGCAACCUUCAAUCUUGUGCUCAAGGAGAACUGCCCAGAUGAGAUAGCAUAUUCAUUAUUACAGUAUGCAUUUCUAUCUCCACCUGCACCACUUCACUACACGCUGGAGGAAUUUUACAAGCACUUGCAACCACCAGUAUCGCAACACAUUGCCUGGUCAUAUAUUUCAUCCGACCUUCGACCGCAGCUUCUGCCAUUUCAAUCUCAGAACGUUCAAUGGCUGUUAUAUCGAGAAGGCCAUUAUGUUAACGAUAAUGGACAAGUCACUCCUGUUGAAGUUGAAUAUUCAGAAACGGAAGCCUUUAUAUGGGAGAAGAUCCAAUUAAAUGAACAAGAAAUAUACAUAAAUCGUGCUAGUGAGCAAGUCUCAGUAGGCGUCAACAGCGAUCUCCAAUAUGCAAGGACCCUUAUACAUAGAGGAGGGAUACUCUCGGAUGAGAUGGGUUUAGGAAAAACAGUAAGCAUGCUGGCAUUGAUACUGUUACACAAGCGCAAGUUUCCACCGGCAAAAGAUGAGAACGGUCUUAUACAGUCUGGCGCAACCCUUAUCAUUACACCAUCUACGAUAUCUCACCAGUGGGAAGCUGAAAUAAGACUACAUGCGCCAACCUUAUCAUAUACCUACUAUCAAGGCAUCAAGGACAAAUCUGAAAGGCAAACAACACCAGAAAAGUUGGCCAGCUUUGACAUUGUGUUGACGAACUACGAGGUACUCAGUCGAGAAAUAUGGUAUGCAAGAGACCAUAAUGAACGAUCUAGGCGAAGUGAACCAAAAUACCCACCUCGCAAAAGCCCACUGGUCAAAAUUAAAUGGUGGAGAUGCCUUUUAGACGAAGCACAGAUGGUCGAGUCGACUGUGGCUGCCACUGCUGAAAUGGCCCGCUUGAUACCACGUCACUAUUCUUGGGCAGUAACUGGAACUCCCAUGUCGACUGGUUACAAUGACUUGUAUGGCCUUUUCUUAUUUUUAGGGAUCAUUCCGUCUUGCGCCACCCCUGCAUCAUUCACAGCAUUGUACCGAAACCCAGAUCUUUUUUACCAAUUCCUCGAUUUGACUGCGCGAGUUAUCAGAAGGAAUGCGAAGAAGAAAGUUCAAGAUCAAGUCAUCAUUCCUAUACAAAGGAGAAAAGUGGUUCACAUUUCAUUUUCGCAGUUUGAGCAGCACUACUAUGACGAUUUGUGGUCGCAGUGCUGUCGCUCUACAGAUUUGGAAUGGUUAGAGGCUAAUAAUUGGGGAGAAGGAGAAAAUUUGUCGACGGUACAGAAGUCAAGGAUAAACCAGAUGAUGGCGGAACUUCGUAACUGGCUGUUGACUCUCAGACAAACGUGUGUUCACCCUGGUGUUGGUAUAAGGAACCAAAGACAGCUAGGUUCAGUGGUGCAUACCUUACCCGAAGUUCUGGAGGUCAUGAUAAACCAAUCCAAAGAUAAAAUCAAGGAGGCAGAAUCCGGUUACAGUGCUACCUGUCUUCGACAUGCUGGUAUGCAUGAAAUCUUAGAAGAGUGGCAGCUCGCCUUAAACAUCUACUUGGAUGGAGUCAAGUUCAACGAGUCCAGAGUGGACGAAGCUCGGAAAGAAGUCGAAGAUGCAAAGGUUGAAGCUGCUGAGGAACGCAUUGCUGAUGGGAGUGCUCCAGUUCCAGAAAUUGAAGUUAAAAGCGCUGAUUCAGAAAAGAAACAGAAUGCGCUUUCCAUUGCAAGAAACCGUCUUUCAAACUGCCUUCUUUUAUUGCAUCGCUUUCUCUUCUACGCAGCUGGAAUGUAUCACGAAUUGAAAGAUGAAGACAACGAGGCCAAACUCUACGACAGAGCUGAAGAGAUCAGACGGGAACUUUUACGCCAGUCCCAAAACAAGUUCAAAUCUAUUACUCAAGAGCUUGACGAAGGCUUCAAGGCCAUUUUAAGCCACAAGGCACUUGAAUUUCAGGUCAGCGAACACAACACAGGAAUACUUUCUUGGCAGAUUCUUGAAGACAUAGAGGAUGUUGCGGAAAAACUAGAUGCUCAAAUGAAUCUGAUUGUUGAUUGGAGACAAAAAAUUUAUGAAUAUUUAACGUUGAGCUUAGAAACUGAAGAUGAGGCGAAAGGUGAUGAGUUCGAGACAUCCUUGGUUGUGCAAGAGUCCGGUAUGAUCUACCUAGAUACAUACCAGUUGCUUUUGAAGGAUCAUGAUUUUUAUUUAACUGGAUCUUGGAACGCGUUGUAUUUGAACGAUAAUGUUAACAAGCCGGAAAGAGAAAUAGAUGAAAGCACCAGGACGGAGGAACUGGACAAACUAGAAUCAGAUCUUAAGGCCGAAAGAGCAGAAUUAGCAGCUAAAACUGCAGCUGAGAACAACAUUCGAGUUUUACAGAAUGCUCUGCGAGACGCUGGGCAGCGAUCAUACGUCAACGCGGAAGAAUCGGCCAUUUUGAAGCUGGUGGUUAAUCAACUUCGCAAAGAGACUGAAAGACACAAGACAAUACUUGAAAAAUUAGAGAAUGAGGCAAGGAAAUUUUCUCAGUUGUACAAUGCUCGUAUCGAAUACUACCGAGCACUACAGCAUAUUUCUGAUCAAGUCAAGGCAUGGGAAAGUAAAGACCCAAAAGCAGAAAUUGAAGAGUUGAAGGAACAGGAAAGAAAAUAUCAACGCGAAGCUGCCGCCCAAACGGCGCGUUCUCGAUAUCUGACCAAUCUAAGCAAAGAAGAGACGCAGUCUGAUACCAAUGAGACUCACCGAGAAUUUGACAACUGUCUCAUUUGCCAAAGUGAAUUCGAUAGAGGUAUCAUUACGUACUGUGCGCACAUGUUCUGUGAAGAUUGUGCCAAUCGCUGGUUUGAAAGUAGUCGCCGAUGCCCAACUUGUAGUGCGACGGUGGAGAAAAAACAAUGGUGGACAGUUGCAUGGAACAAACCGAUGACGGCAGAUACCACUAUCGAACAGAUUGAAUACUCCGGCGACGCUGAAGAACUUUUACCUGCUUCAACGUUUUCCAAUAUUCUGUCCAUUCCAAUUAAAGGAGGUUUAGGCGCCAAACUGGAUACCAUUAUCAAGCAUAUCAAACACAUCAAACAAACAGAUGAGGAAGGAAAAUGUGUCAUUUUCUCUCAAUGGAGAACCGUUCUUGAUAUUUUAGCUGGUGGUCUACGCCGCAACGACAUUGGCUACGUUGAGUUUGGAAAAGCCAAAAAUCAACAGCAGAGUGUUCUUCAAUUCCGUAACGAUCCUAAUAUCAGUGUUAUCCUUUUGAAUGCAAGAACACAAUCCAGCGGUUUGACCUUAGUAGCUGCGCAAACUGUGUUCAUGGUGGAACCAGUCUUCAAUGAAGCGCUGGAGCAGCAAGCCAUUAGCCGUGUUGAUCGAAUUGGUCAGACAAAAGAGACUACCGUUUUUUGGUACAUUGUUCGUGAUACAAUUGAGGAACGAGUGCAUGAAAUUCACAACGCCAAACGUCACUAUAGAAAUGAGCUCGUCAAAGAGGCCCAGGGGUCAGAAAGCAGUAAAAAACCCGAAGUACUACCUUUACAUGCUACUCUGGACAAGCUGUCGGCUGGAGGAGGAGAAGUUGUAUCUGAUGAAGAUCUUCACAACUGUUUCACGAAACACCACAGGCCAUCUGAACAGGUACUUAAUUAGCAAUAUCCUUAGAUACUAGAGUUGUAAUUUUCCCAAACGAAAGCACCACUCUUUCGUCCUAUACUUUCAUAUCCGCCUCUUAGUAGUCAGAGUUUUCUGACCAUACUUUAAUAAAAGAUUGGCAAAUAAAAAGUG